Stegostoma tigrinum is the source of this 10570-nucleotide messenger RNA. Its product is annotated as tetratricopeptide repeat protein 7A-like. Gene Ontology annotation, cellular component: plasma membrane. Lineage: Eukaryota; Metazoa; Chordata; Chondrichthyes; Orectolobiformes; Stegostomatidae. The transcript has 20 exons. The record is from RefSeq and is a predicted model, not a curated record. Gene Ontology annotation, biological process: protein localization to plasma membrane; phosphatidylinositol phosphate biosynthetic process. Bases 984 to 3059 code for a protein of 691 amino acids. Gene Ontology annotation, molecular function: protein binding.
UUUGUGGAGUGCCUUAAAGGAGGAAGAUGAUAUAAGGAGGCAUCUCGGACCUUAGGGUCCAGUUGACUGAAGGCUGAUCCUCCAGUUGCGGAGUGCUAAAAUGAGUGAUAUUCAAAAUGCCAGAAUUAGAUGAAGAGAUAUCUGAGAUUUGAGGGGCAGAAAGAAGUUACAGAGAUGGGAAGGAGUGAGAUUGCGGAGCUUGGCGAUUUUAAAAAUCAAGAUAUUGCUUAACCAGCAAUAAGUGUAGGUCAGUGGGCAAAAUGGUGAUUGUUGAAUAAGAAUGUUUUGAGUUAGGAGAACGGUCACAAGAAUUAUAGAUGACCCCAAGCUUAGAGGUUAGAAAGUGGAGGACCAGCUGGAGUGUAUUGAAAUAAUCAAUGGUGGCAAGAGUGAGACUUCCAGCUGCAGAUUUGCUGAGGUAGAGAAGAGUUUAUAUAAUACAGAAGUGUAAAUAGUUGAUUUAAAGAUGGCUUGGACUUCCGCUCAGGCAUAACAUGACACCAAGAUUGUGAGUACUGAUUUAGUCACACUAUUGCCAGAAAAUCAGAUGAAACAGUAACUAGGGACGCAACUUUGAAUGGAGGACCACGGUUUUCAUCAUCUUAAUACAAAUCGAAGGAAAUUUCUGCUCGUCCAAUAAUGGAUGUCAGAUAAACAGUCGGAUACUUUGCCAACAGUGGAGAAGACAAGAGAAGUGAUAGUGAAUUAGAACUGUUGCUAGCAUACGUGUGCUGUCUACAUAUGCUGAUUUUGAUGGAGGAAAUCCUUUUGUGAUAUAUGAGGAACGAUGAGCACAGCUUUUGGAGGUGACAAUAUGUUCAAGUGGUUUGAAGAGGAAAGAAAAGAAGAAGCAUAUCAUGUCCCGCUUGUUUCACCAAUGAGAGCACAGCGCUGAGGCAAAGUCCUAUAACGGUUUGUCCCUUGAGCGGCAGGAUUCGUCUGUUACCUCACGAGUUCGUCUGUUUGAACGAGAGGAAGAGACAAUGUCAUGUUUUGAAAAAGCUACUAUUACUGCUCUGGUCUACUUACAAGAAGAAGAACGGACCAUGACCAGCACUCAGUCUCGAGCCACUAAGGGAAAUGUGGCUGUUCAGGAGUUGGAGCUCACAUACUUUCUUGAGGCUGCAUUGCAAAGUGCUUAUGUGCAUUAUUUCAAAAAAGGGAACUUGGUCAAGGGAAUAAAACAAAUGCGGGAAAUAUUAAGAGCUAUGGAAACAAGGUCCACACAAAAUUUCAGAAUGACAAUAGCCAAACAACUGGCUGAGGUGCUUCUACGCAAUCUAUGUGAGAACAGUUAUUGGAAUCCAUUUUCAGAACCACCACCUGAUCUGGUCAAAAGUGAGGAAAGUGACUCUUUUCCGAUCAAUCUAACCACUGGUCCUCAACUCUAUCAAGGAGACAGCCUCUUCUGCCCAAAGGACAUUGUUGAAGAAGCUCUCCUCCUCCUCCUUAUCAGUGAGUCAAUGGUAAAUCGAGAUGGAGUAAUAAGUCGUGCACCAGACCAGAGAGAAGACCGCAACAUCAGCUUCCAGAAUGCCUCUGCCUUGUAUGAUCUCUUGAGCAUAACUAUGGGGAGAAGGAAACAGUAUGAAAUGCUGUCAGAAUGCUUGGAGAGAGCGAUGAAGUUUGCAUUUGAUGAAUUUCACCUGUGGUAUCAGUUAGCAUUUUCGUUGGUCGCUUGUGGCAAGUCAACUUGGGCUGUAUCCGCUCUUAGACAAUGUGCAAAUCUCCAACCCCGUGAUCCAAGUAUACCACUCAUGGCUGCCAAGGUCUGCCUUGGACCGAUACACUGGCUGGAAGAAGGAGAGAGAUUUUGCAAGAUUGUAACAAUCAUGGGAGAAGAAGCGGGUGAAUUUCUUAGCAAGGGCUAUCUGGGCCUAGGAUUGGUCUACAGUCUCCAAGCCACAGAUGCUCCUCUAAGGAGCAGCCGAGAUCAACUCCACAAGAAAGCAUUGAAAGCUCUCAAAAGAGCUCACAGUUUGGAUUGUGAAGAUCAUCGAAUUGCCCUAUACCUUUCUUUGCAGUUGGCAUUCAACAGGCAGAUCUCUGAAGCUAUUGAACAAUUACAAGUAGCGCUUAAACUCAGGAAUGAUGACAUGCAUUCUCUCCAUUUGCUGGCACUUCUAUUUUCUGCCCAAAAACAUUAUCAACGCGCUUUAGACGUCAUCAACCUGGCAAUCGGUGAAUAUCCAGAAAACUUCAGGUUGAUAAAUAUUGCCACCACUUGGAAUCUUGAUUCGCCACUGCAUGCAUGUUUAUUUUUCACUAAAGUCAAACUUGAAGCAGUUCACACAGGACCAGAGGAAGCACUUGAAACCUGCAAACAUAUGUUAAACAUAUGGCAGACAACCCGCAAUGCACAGUUCAGUGAUUGUGACAAGGAAAGCUGUACAACUGGGAAACGGAGCACUGUUCGAAGUAGUACAGCUGAGGGUGUAGCAACUGAGAAACGAAACACUGUUCACCUCACUUUUCCUGAUUUUCAUGAGGCUGAUGCAGGUUCUCUUCAUGUCCCAUCAAUUGCUGCUUCCCGAAUGGAACUGGCCAUGUCAGAAAUAUCUGCACAAAGCAGUGCUGUGAAACAUGCCCCCAAGCAACUGACCAUUAUUCUAGAGCAGAUUUGGCUGCAAGCAGCUGAACUUUUUCUGGAACUACAAAGGACCAAAGAAGCUUCCUUCUGCAUCCUUGAAGCAGCAAGUCUCUUCUCUAUGUCGAAUGAUGUUAUAUUCAUGCGUGGGAGACUAGAAGAGAUGAGAGGCAAUUUGAGUGGAGCCAAGCACUUUUAUAAUGAGGGUCUUGCUAUAAAUCCAAGAAGUGCAAAGAUCAUGGAACAAUUGGGAAGGACACUGCACAAAAUGGGCCGGAAUAGUUUGGCAGAAAAGUUUCUGAGAGAUGCUGUUCAGGCUCAGUCGACAUCCCACGAGGCCUGGAACAGCUUGGGGGAGGUGCUACAAGGCCAAGGGAAAUAUGAAGAUGCUGCAGAAUAUUUUCUUACCGCAUUAGAGCUGGAAGCCAGCAGUCCUGUUGUUCCGUUCACCAUCAUACCGAGAGAGCUUUGAGAUCUGCCAUGUGGGUCAAGUUGUAUAUUUCCCAAAGAUUUAAUUUGCUGACUCAUUGAGCAGAAUUCAAUUGCAAAAUAUCCAGGACAAUCGAGUCAAGCUCCUUUAGCCAGUUUUCUUUUCACUGCAAGUUCACAAUGGCCUCCUUCAUGUCCUAUAGCUCCUACUAGGAUCAGGCAGAGAUUUUCCAUUCACAGCAGUGCUAAUUAAACCAUGGGAGACACAUUGUGAGACAUUUGUGGAGCCAGUAUAUUACACAGAAUAGUAUCCAGAGCAAGGUAUUGUUAUUCUACAGCAGAUGCAGUGGCACUUUUCCAGAAUAGCCUGUGACUGUUUACUGCAUGAAGGAACUGAGAUGAACUGCCCUCAAAUUGCACGUACAUUUCAGUAUUACUGUUCUUACUCACUUCUCGCUGCACUAGAGAUCAGACCUUUACUGAGAGAGUUAUCAGGGACUGUCUUGCUGCAUGAUGUAAUCACUAUUAAUAAUUUUGGGUAAAUCACUGCAGGUUAACUCAGAGAAUUCUGCAUUGAAUUUGUCAAUUUAUCCAAGAUCCUCAGGAAUUAUAAGUUUCAAAAAAAGAUUUUCUUGCGUAUUUUCCACAUGAACAGUUUUAUGAGACAUCACAUUUUCUACUGUAAUAUUGAUGUGUCUGUUUGUCUGAUCAUUACUUAAGUGCGUGGUCCCUUUUGCUGAGCCUUUUGUUCAGCCGUUCAGUACUUCAGCUAUGACUUGUAUUUAUUGUAUAAUUCAAUCAUCUUUUAUUUUAUGGCAGCCAAUAUCCAGUAUCUUGUAGUGAUUGUAAUGAGAACAGCCAGAUGGGCAUCUUAGAAUAUGAGUUCCCUGAUUUAUGCUGUUAACCUGAUCCAAUCAGGGAGCCUUGGUUGACAGAUAUAAACAGGGGUAUCCAAAGUUCUGUUCACUCUGAGAGCCGACUCUGAGGAAGCAGGACCAGUGUGUAUUAUGUGCAUGUUAAGAUGGGAGUUGACGGGAUAUCAGCCCCUGUGGAGUUCUUACAGUGACAAUGAGAGAAAAACUGUGCUUCUGAAGAAAUUCACUUGCAGCAAUCAUCUUUGAAUUGGGGUGAGCGUUUCUGGCCUCAAGCUCUUAUUUGGGAAACUUGACUCUUUUGAUCCUGCCAUCAAAGACUGGGCCCAGUAUGUGGAAAGAAUACUUUUUUUUGAGCAAGUGACAUUGGAGAAGAUGGAAAGCAAUUACUAAUUCUCCUGACAGCUUGUGGACCUGCGGCUUUUUGGAUUGUUAGGAGCCUAGCAUUUCCUCAGGCACCAGAUACUAAAACCUUUCAAGAGUUGAUGGAUUUAGUUAAGGAAUAUUAUGACCCUAAGCAUCCUUUAAUUCUGAGAUGCUAUUGGUUUUACUCAGCAGUUCAAGAACCAUUGAAAUCCAUGUCGGGAUUUUUGACUGGGUUAAGUUAACUGGCAGAAGCUCAUGACUUUGGUUUAACCCUUAAUGAGAUGCUGAGAAACUGUUUGGUGUGUGGGAUUAAUGAUGUAGCCAUGCAAAAACGCCUACUAGCUGAAGCCCAACUGGACUUCAAACAUGCUCUGCAACAUUGGAAAAUGCCACAAGUGGAGCAUAUGAGUUACAGGGUAUUCCGAUGGAAGUGAACACCCUCACUAGUCUGACUGAUCUUGGGGAAUACCACUUGACUGAAGGCAGUUGCAUAGCCACACUCAGGCCAUAUCCUGAACAGACGGACUCAAGGUCAGCCCACAGCAAAGCCCCAAAACAAAGCCAAGUCUUGGCCAAACAGUUAAAAUUUUCUUCAGAUCUGGGCUGGCAAGCCAUUGUAGUUGCUGCUGGUAUGCAAACUUGAGUCAGCAAAGGAGUCCCAUCAGAUCUAACUUGAAUAAGAGAACUCAUAGGCUGGUACCUGGGAGAGUGCACAUCCUUAAAACCCUACCUAUACCUGGUUUAGAGCAGUUAAAUUGCUUGGCAACAUCCGAAUCAGAACCAAUCAAAAUAUACGUCCGGCUAACGUUCUAAUGGGGGUUGAAACCAGUGUGUCUGUAUCAGUGAUUGCAGAAUCGGUUUUCGACAGAAUUCGUCCUGGACUCCAACCCUUGAGUUUGCAUAAGACCUCGGCUUACGCCGUACACCGGGGAGCCUUUACAGAUUGAGGGUACAACUUCGAUUCCGGUCUCGUAUGAGAAGCAACUGGUUCACUUACUACUGAUCGUAGUAAAAGGCAUGGGGCGAAAUUGGUUGUGAAAGAUUCACCACGCCUGUCUCAACAUUUUCCAUAUACAAAGGAGCUGCCUGAGUGAAUUUCUAGUGAAAUACCUGGACGUUUUUCAGGAAGGUCUAGGUACUAUCAAAGGAGCCAAGGCCACCCUGCACAUUGACUAGGAGGUAAUUCCAUGAUUCUGCAAGGUCUGCCCAGUGCUAUCUACUUCAUGGGCAAAAGUAAAGGUGAAAAUCAGGAGGCUAGAAAGUGAAGGAAUCUUCAGAACAGUGCAGUUUGCAGAAUCGGCAGUGCCAGUUGUUCUGAUUGUGAAGCCUGAGGGGUCGGUUCGCCUUUGCUGGGAUUUUAAAUAAUCCGUAUAACAUUUCUUGCAGCUGGAUAAAUACCCGAUCCCUCACAUAGAGGAUUUUUUUACAAGCUUGCAGGGAGGGGAGGGGGUGAAUGUCCUUCACGAAGCUGGACAUGAGCCAUGCGUACCUGCAAUUGUGAUUUGAUGAGAAUUCCUGAAGUACCAAUAAACGAGACUGCCAUUUGGGGUAGUGUCAGCAUGUGCAAUUUUUCAGCAGAUGGUGGAGAACAUUUUCAAGGUCUACCGGAUCAGCAUUUAUCGAGAUGAUGUGCUAAUAACAGGGAAGUGCAAUAAAAAGCACUUAGAGAACUUGGGCAUAAUCCUUAGAUGUUUCUUCAAGGUGGGCAUAUGCCUUAGAAUGGAAAAUGUGUGUUCCAGGCACUCAGAGUGAACUACUGGGGCUUCAGACAACCAGGUUACACUCAUUGGAAGAUAAAGUGAGGGCGAUCAAAGGUGCCCCAGCUCCCGUGUCUAUACCGGAAUUUGGGUCUUUCCUUGUGUUGGUGAAUUAUUACAAGAAGUUUGUACAUCACCCGGCCUCCAUCCUGGCACCCUUGCAUCUGCUAUUGAAAAAGGGUCAGCUUUGAAAAUGGUCUCAUAGCCAAGACGUAGCCUUUAGGGAAACGAAGAAGCAGCUAUCAUUGCCUAAGGUGCUGGCACACUAUAAUUCCAAGUGAGAUCAGGUGCUGACGUGUGAAGCCUCCCUGUAUGGUAUUAAAGUAGUGUUGACUCAUAGGUGGCCCAAUGAAGAGGAACACCCAUCAGCAUUUGCUUCCUGGAGUUGGCUGAUGUACAGCACAAAUACGCCCAGAUAGAGAAGGAACACUUGGCGGUCAUUUUUGGUGUGAGAAAGUUCCACCAGUAGUUUGUAGACAUAAAUUUGUAAUAGUAAUAGACCACAAACGCCUACUAGGGCUACUCAAAGAAGACUAGGCCAUGCCUCCCAUAUCUUCAAGUCAAAGUCAGCAUUGGGCUGUCAUUCUAAGUGCAUACAGUUACAAAUUGGAACACCUUUCAAGAGGCCAAGUAAUAAUGCCGUGAGUUUCCUCUUGCUGUCAGGUACAUCAUUGAUGCCUUCCCUGGAAGAGUCUAUUCUGGUUUUAAACUUUCUGGACACCUUUCUGGUCACCGCUGAUGGUAUCAGACUGUGGAUGCAAGAAGAGCUGGUCCUGACAAAACUAAAACAGCUGAGGGUGAUGGGGAAAGCAUAAGGACCAUCAGAACCAGAACUGAAACCUUUCUGGACUCUGUGAGACCUGAUCACCGUAGAGAAUGGCAUUACAUUACAGCGAGCAAGAGCGAUUAUCCUGAGCAAAGGUCACCACCAGAUACUGGCUGAACUCCACCAGGGUCAUCCAGUUGUUCAAAAUAAAGACGUUGGUGAGAAGUUAUGUCUGGUGGCCAGGACUGAAUGCAGACAUAGCCACGUCGGUGGGGCAGUGCCCAGAGUGCCAACAAGAACAAAAGUUACACCACCAGCAGCUCCCCCAUUUUCACGGGAAUGGCCGGGUAAACCCUCGAGUCAAUUUCAUGUCAGCCAUGCUGACUCUUCCACAGGCUCAGCAUUCAUUGCCCUUGUGGACACCCACUGAAAGUGAUUGGGUGUGCAGAGAGUUCAUUGGUCAAACGCAAGGACAACAGUAGAAAAGCUGUGAGAAUCUAUUGUAAAAGACAGGUUCCUGGAAGUGUUGGUCACAGAUGAUGGGCCGUCAUUUACCUGCAGGGAAUUCAAAUAUUUCCUAAAGUUGAAUGGUAUUCAUCAUGUAAGAACAGCUCAAUACUACUCAUUGUCCAAAGGUCUGGUGGAAAGAACAGUUCAAACUUUGAAGGCAAGUUUAAUAUACAGCCUACAGCUUCAACCCUCCUGCAACUACAAGGAUAGCUCCAGCAGAGUUGCAAAUGGGGAGAAGACUUCUGGUAUUUACAAAGUUCGGGUAUGAUAAGUGGUCCUGAACAAGCAAGUGGAUCACAUGAAAGCUGCAAACUCACAAAUGGGAGCAAAACAUACCUGGCCCCCCCUCAGAACAGCCAGAAGGGCUGUCGAAACCUGUGGGUUCUUCCCCACCACCUAGCGUCGAAGAAACUUCUGAGUCUGAGAUAGGUGUGGCAGAUGUUGCAGCAUGCAUGCCUUUAUCGCCUGAAGAAAAAGGCGAAAUUCUUCCAAGCUGCUCCGGCACCACGGUCCAGUGCAUGUUGCCCAUAUCCGAGGCUGAGUCAGAGGAACCAGACCCAGUGUGAAAAUGUCCCAGGACAGGCUGCAAGAAAAAGAGCAGGCCUAUAUCCCCGGACUCAGAGGGAGAGGGAUGUCAUGAUUAUAAUGAGGUUAGCCCGGGGACCUCAUAGAAAAUGAGUUCUGUAAUUGGGGCUGUUAAUCUGAUAUAAACAGGAGGCUCAGAGGUUCUCCCACUUCCUACAGACUAAGGGGGUGGCCAUGGGCACCCGCAUGGGCCCCAGCUAUGCCUGCCUCUUUGUAGGUUACGUGGAACAGUCCAUCUUCCGCACCUACACAGGCCCCAAACCCCACCUCUUCCUCCGUUACAUUGAUGACUGUAUCGGCGCCGCCUCUUGCUCCCCAGAGGAGCUCGAACAGUUCAUCCACUUCACCAACACCUUCCACCCCAACCUUCAGUUCACCUGGGCCAUCUCCAGCACAUCCCUCACCUUCCUGGACCUCUCAGUCUCCAUCUCAGGCAACCAGCUUGUAACUGAUGUCCAUUUCAAGCCCACCGACUCUCACAGCUACCUCGAAUACACCUCCUCCCACCCACCCUCCUGCAAAAAUUCCAUCCCCUAUUCCCAAUUCCUCCGCCUCCGCCGCAUCUGCUCCCACGAUGAGGCAUUCCACUCCCACACAUCCCAGAAGUCCAAGUUCUUCAAGGACCGCAACUUUCCCCCCACAGUGGUUGAGAAUGCCCUUGACUGCGUCUCCCGCAUUUCCCGCAACACGUCCCUCACACCCCGCCUCCGCCACAACCCCCCAUCAGAGGAUCCCCCUCGUUCUCACACACCACCCCACCAACCUCCGGAUACAACACAUCAUCCUCCGACACUUUCGCCAUCUACAAUCCCACCCCACCACCCAAGAUAUUUUUCCAUCCCCACCCUUGUCUGCUUUCCGGAGAGACCACUCUCUCCGUGACUCCCGUGUUUGCUCCAAACUGCUCUCCAACCCCACCACACCCGGCACCUUCCCCUGCAACCGCAGGAAAUGCUACACUUUCCCCCACACCUCCUCCCUCACCCCUAUCCCAGGCCCCAAGAUGACUUUCCAUAUUAAGCAGAGGUUCACCUGCACAUCUGCCAAUGUGGUAUACUGUUUCCACUGUACCCGGUGUGGCUCCCCCUACAUUGGGGAAACCAAGCGGAGGCUUGGAGACCGCUUUGCAGAACACCUCCGCUCGGUUCGCAAUAAACAACUGCACCUUCCAGUCGCAAACCAUUUCCACUCCCCCUCUCAUUCUUUAGAUGACAUGUCCAUCAUGGGCCUCCUGCAGUGCCACAAUGAUGCCACCCGAAGGUUGCAGGAACAGCAACUCGUAUUCCGCUCGGGAACCCUGCAGCCCUAUGGUAUCAAUGUGGACUUCACCAGCUUCAAAAUCUCCCCUUCCCCCACUGCAUCCCAAAACCAGCCCAGUUCGUCCCCUCCCCCCACUGCACCACACAACCAGCCCAGCUCUUCCCCUCCACCCACUGCAUCCCAAAACCAGUCCAACCUGUCUCUGUCUCCCUAACCUGUUCUUCCUCUCACCCAUCCCUUCCUCCCACCCCAAGCCGCACCUCCAUCUCCUACCUACCAAACUCAUCCCACCUCCUUGACCUGUCCGUCUUCCCUGGACUGACCUAUCCCCUCCCUACCUCCCCACCUAUACUCUCCUCUCCACCUAUCUUCUUUUCUCUCCAUCUUCAGUCCGCCUCCCCCUCUCUCCCUAUUUAUUCCAGAACCCUCACCCCAUCCCCCUCUCUGAUGAAGGGUCUAGGCCCGAAACGUCAGCUUUUGUGCUCCUGAGAUGCUGCUGGGCCUGCUGUGUUCAUCCAGCCUCACAUUUUAUUAUCUUGGCUCAGAGGUUCUGAUCACUCUGAGAGCUGGCUCUGAGAGAGCUGGACCAGUGUCAAGUACUAUGCGUGUGUAAGUAAAGGAUGACUCGAUUACGGGGCACAGGCCUCUGUUGAGUUAUUACAUAUCUGGUUCCUGAUUUUAUUCUUCCCAACCCCAAAGUAUAACACAAUACCUCAUAUGAUAUUCACAAUGACAAAACUUCAGUUUAAUGUGGUUUAUUUGACAAGAUCACAACAUUGCACAUGGCUUAGUCAUGGGGAAGUUACAUUGUUGGUACUACACUCAGAGUGUGCAUCGGACGCCCAAAUAAUAAUCUAUUCUUAACUAGACUUCCUGAAAGUCUGAUUUCAUCAUUAAGGCAGCCCUGCAGUACCAGUGGCUGACUGUGCAGCAUUUAUUUACUGUAUGUCUGUGUGAUAAAGGAACUCUGUCUCCUCACAGUCCUUAGAAAAUUAUGACAGUACACAAUUCUUCAUGUGGAUACUUCUUGCUUUGUAAAUCUAUCCACAUUUUUCUCAUACUUCUCUGCAAAUUUUAAUGUUAAGGCACCAGUGGAAUUUGUAUUUGAGAAUAUUUUAUGUUGAACAAUAUGCUAGAAAACUGCCUUUUACCUCUGGGUUUGAAAGCAGCCAAAGCUGGCCGAUAAUUUUGUCUGUCUUGUAGUGAAGAAGAAUAUCCCAAAUGGCAAUAAUAUCGAAGAUAAAUAUAGAAAAUAUAAGAUGCCAGUCACACCCCACAGAAUUUCCACAAAGGAUGUUAGCUCAUGGUUCUCACCAUAGCGGGUAUUUGUAUAAAUGUAAUGUCUUUUGGUAAUGCAGGGAAAGCACUGAAUUGCGCUAUGUAGCCACACCUUAGUCACUAUCUGUUUACUGGAAAAAAUAAAAUUUUAAAAUAAUUA